GUUGUGACGCAAUCGUUAGCCUAUUUUUACAAAGAAAUCCAUCGUGUUUAUUAAUCCUUUUGUGAGUAAUUUCACGCAACCCCUGCACGUUACAACAGCGUCAGUUCACCAUUUUAGCGAUGCUGAGAUAAAAUUACCUGAGUUUAAGUUUGAAGAACUUACGGCGACGCUAUCUUGAUGUUUUCAAGUGGAGGUGACGUAUUUCCGGUUCGAGAGUGGAGCUCCACUCGCUCAAGGUCUGCAGCCAGACCCUUCUCGUCUUGCAAACAGGGAUGACGUAUCGCAGCAAUGGCUCUAAGCGGCCAGUGAGGCGUCUAGGUAUCAAUAUGUCUAUGCGUUAAACAUCAAGGCAGAAGAAGAAGAUUCGGCUCUCCCAGACGGGAGUCGGCUCUUCUCGUUCGCUACAAAUAAUGGGCUUUCGUGCCGGCUCGUUCGUGUACGACUCAUCACUAUUUUAGAAUAACGGAUGCAACGAAUUUAUCUUCUUCGUAGUUAUGAGUGGUACAACUAAACCGUAAUGAUGCUUCCUUGUUGGAAAAUAUAUUCAGUGACACUGCUGUUUCAUCUGUUGUUGUUUUUCUUCAUCUGCCUCAGAAUAUCAGGUGUAAAGGUAAUUGGUGAUGCAACAGUCAUAUAUGGGGAAAACAUCACUUUGUCUUGUCAGCUGACUGACUCUGAAGACCAACUAACUAGUAUAAUAUGGAAGAAAAAGACACGGGAAAACCCUAAGGAGAUGUUUUUCUUUUCCAUUCGCCCUGGUGACAAAACUGAACACUCAAAUGGAUUGGGUAACAGAGUACAAUUUAUUGGAAACUUUGCAGAGAAAAAUGGAUCAAUUCAGCUGCUCAGAAUGAGGCUUCUGGAUGAAGGGAUCUACACAUGCAUCUUCAACUUAAUUAAUAGUGGGCCAUUUGAGACCAACAUCAAUGCCACAGUUUUUGUUCGUCCUGUGGGUACCAUGAAAGGGGAGGCACCUGUUGCUGGAGAUUUAGAGGUGAUGUUGGCAUCAUGCUUUGCCUCUAAUGCAAGGCCUGGAGCAGAAGUGAUGUGGAGAUUAGGAGAUCUGGAAAACUCUCUGAGGACUGAAACCAAUCAGACAGUGAACCCCAAUGGGACCGUUACAGUUGUGUCCUACCUAUUUGGUAUCCCUCUCAAACAUUUUAACAAGAAGAACGUCCAGUGUGUGGUAAAACACAAAACCCUGGGAGAGGAGCUUGUGCUGAACUACACAAUAAACAUUCACUAUCCUCCAGAGUCGGUGGUGAUAAUUCCUGACAGUCUAACAAAUGCCAAAGAAUUCAUAUGUACAGUGGAUAGUAACCCAGAACCUAACGACUACAUCUGGACUAGAAAGAAUGGAAGUGCUCCUAAUUAUAAAGGCAACAGACUUCUUGUCCCAAAACUGUCCCCCGACUUUAAUGGCUUGUACAUCUGUUUUGCUAAAAACAAAUAUGGAAGUUCAUUAGGUUCUCUGUAUUUCAAUGUUCAUAAUGAAUCCAGCAAUGUCUGUUGGGGUCUGUUUGGUUUUUUGAUCUGCUGUGGUGUUCUUGCUGCUGUUGUUGGUGCGAUAUUCAAAUUCAAGCCGGCAUGGAUUCCAGUAUUGCUGCAUCCCAAUGACGAAGGACCACAGGACACUGGAGGACUCUAAACAGGACAUAAGAUAGCUGUGAUGAUCAGGAUGAAAAUGAGGAAUGACGAUUUUCCGGUUUAGAGACAGUGAAAGUUGUAUGCAGUCAGCACUCCACCUGGAAGCAGAUGUCCCCAAUGACAAGAUGUGCCUUUGUCUAGAGAGAAGAAUACAGACUGGAACAAACCAAAUUUUUUAAGGACUGGUAAGAGGAGGAUUCAGAGUAAAAUCACCUGUUUUCAGCUGACAUGAAGGAAGAUCACAUACUAGAUCUCACAAAAGACUAGAGAAGCUCCCUUAAAUAUAAGGUAUCAAAUUAAAUUGAAGGUAGAUUUUGAUGAAGUGGAAAGUACCUAUUCAAUAUGAAGGGGGAGUGAUAUUAUAUUUCAAGCCUGCAAAAGUCCCUUAAAAAAAAGCAUCAGGUACAGAUCUCCAGAGCUUUAAAAUCUAAGGAAAGCUAGGGAAAUCUAGAAUGACUAGCAGUCAGUAAGGUUGCAUAGUUGUCUGCGUCUGUAAAGUUUUAGCUCAGUAUUCCUAACUAUAUAUAUA
Cyprinus carpio (common carp) is the source of this 2176-nucleotide messenger RNA. Its product is annotated as nectin-1-like. Lineage: Eukaryota; Metazoa; Chordata; Actinopteri; Cypriniformes; Cyprinidae. The record is from RefSeq and is a predicted model, not a curated record.